AUGGAACUACAGUAUUCUGACUUUAGACCAUGUUCUAUUUAGAUACAGUAACAUCCCUUAUGUGACAUGCUGUUCCAACUUUUAACAUGUCAAUCACAGAACUCGCACUUAGGCUACGCCUGCUUCUACUAAUACUUACAGUAGACUACUUCUUGUUUCCACGCAGUGACAGUAAGUUGACUAACUGUUCAUGACCUCUCCCCUUCACUUCACUCUACUGCAGGGAGGGAGAUGCAACAAUGGCCUUGAGAACAGCAGGAAGAGUGUUGGUGGUCUUUCUCUGGUCUGUGACAGUGGUACUGGGUCAGGAUGACUGGAGUGUGAGUUACACCACUCAGAGUAUCUGUACCUUCAAGGAGUCAACAGUGGAUCUGUCCAGCUCUUACACAUAUCCCAGUGGUUAUACAGUCACAACAACCUUCUGGUUUACCAAGUAUAAUGCUGAGGGUCCUGUAAGUCUGAGUGAUGACCCAGACUACAAAGGUCGUGUGAUGUACAGUAAGGAUAGAGAGAAUGGUCACACCCUGACAAUCACAGACCUGAGAGAGAGUGACUCAGCUACGUACAAGUUCAGAUUUACAGAUCAGACUGGGAAAUGGAGAUAUACUGGCGAACCUGGAGUCACUCUGUCUGUCACAGGUCUUCAGGUGAAGUUGACUGUUGGAUUUUGGUAUAAUACACUGACCUGUAGCACCACCUGUACUCUGACUGACAACCCCACCUACAUCUGGUACAAGAACGGACACAAAGUAAAGGAGGACACUUCUAGCUCGUACCCAGACUCCUUUAGUGAUGUAGACAGCUACUCCUGUGCUGUAAAAGGCCAUGAGGAUCUCCGCUCUUCUGCUGUGUGUCAAAAGUGUUGGAGUGUGACUUACACCCAUCAGAAGAUCUGUGCCUUGAAGGGGUCAACAGUGGACAUAUCCUGCUCUUACACAUAUCCCAGUAAUCAUGAAAUCAAAAAAGCUUUCUGGUUUACUAAAUGGUCUGAUAAGGAUGCUGAAGAUCUGAGCUCAGUGCCAGGGUAUGAGGGUCAUAUAGAGUACCUUGGGGAUAAGGAGAGUGACUGUACCCUGAGAAUCACAGACCUGAGAUUGAAUGACUCUGCUGGGUACCGUUUUAGAUUCAUAACAUCCGGAGACAAGUUUGCUUGCUCACCUGUCUCCCUGACUGUCACAGAUCUACAGGUAAAGAUGAAAACUUCACUGUUUUCAAGCUGGGUGACUCUGACCUGUAGCACCACCUGUACUCUGACUGACAACCCCACCUACAUCUGGUAUAGGAAUGGACACAAAGUAAAGGAGGACACUUCCAGCCUGUACUCAGACUACUUUAGAGACACAGACAGUUACUCCUGUGCUGUAAAAGGCCAUGAGAAUCUCCACUCUCCUGCAGUGUGUGUCCGUGGUCAGAACUGUUGGAGUGUGACUUACCCCCAUCAGGGAGUCUGUGCCUUGAAGGGGUCCAACAGUGGAUAUAUCCUCCAUGUAUGA
Oncorhynchus kisutch (coho salmon) is the source of this 1493-nucleotide messenger RNA. RefSeq lists its product as uncharacterized. The transcript is spliced from 7 exons. The coding region runs from base 240 to 1493 and encodes 417 amino acids. NCBI's taxonomy places the organism in Eukaryota, Metazoa, Chordata, Actinopteri, Salmoniformes, Salmonidae. The record is from RefSeq and is a predicted model, not a curated record.